AAUAAAUAUGACACGUGUAAAUUCAAAAAUUAAAGUUCUUGUGGCUAUCAAUAUUCUUCUUUUGGCCUCCCUAGGCAACUGCAAAGCAUUUUUCAAGGACCAAUACAAUGAAAAUAAAUUUGAUGAUAUCUGGAAAGGACCAGCUGAUAUUGAAAUUGAACCCUUUGAUAUCAUAUUACAAGGAGAAGACCUAUCGAUAGAUAAACAAGGAGAAUAUGUCUGUGCUGUAAGAGAGGACAUUGCUCAUUUGGUCGAGCCUAAAUGGGCAUGAUGGGGAAUGGAAGCUAGAGAAGAGCACAAGUACUAUGCUAUAAGUACUGAUCAAUUUGAUUACAUAUUUGAUGCUGAUAAAGACAAUAUUUAUGUACAAUUCAUUUCAGACAUCAUAAAUCCUGUCGCAGUUGGAAACGGUACACUUGUUCUUCUGCCUGAAGGAUUUGACCAAGAUACUUUUGGCAAAGACACCCCAUACUGGCUCAAAUUUGGUCCUAAAAAGCAUGCUAGCAAUACUACAAUCCAUUUAGAGAUCACUUGGAAGGGAAAGAGAGGAAUCUGGAAGCUAAACAGAAAGCCUCCAGCUGACGAGACAGCCCACUUAUACCGCUUCAAUCUGAACCAAGAUGGAACAUAUGGAGUUCAUGUUGAUUGGCAUCCAUUUGCUGAAGGAAAAGUUGAAGAGGAUUUUGAUUUCGUAGAUCUUGAAGCACCAAUCUCUAAUAUGAUCUCAGGAGCAGGUUUUGAGACUUACAUGGUUGGCAACAUGAUCACCAAUGGAUACGUCUUGAUAGCAGACGAAGAGCAAGACACGUUUGAAUAUGGAGACUAUAUUCAUAAGCACAUCAUUGAAAGGAACUACUAUUAUGCAGACUCAGAAGGAAGAUCUAGAGGGUUUGAAGAGAUCGAGACUGAAAUAGCCAGAGACGAUUUGUAG
Moneuplotes crassus is the source of this 931-nucleotide messenger RNA. NCBI's taxonomy places the organism in Eukaryota, Ciliophora, Spirotrichea, Euplotida, Euplotidae. The record is from the annotation of a GenBank genome assembly.